ACGUCGCGCGCAUCGCUCAGCAGAGGAGCCGCUGCAGAUGUGUGUCUCCCGGGGGAUUAACGGACACGCCGCGGACUGGUAAACCAGCAGAUGGAAAACACACGACGUCAUGAAAGAGAUUAACACUGUGGGGGGGCAGAAGGAUGACAACUGCGGAGACAACGAGGAGCCAAUGAGGCGCAGCUUCUCGGUGGAAGACCUCGUCGACGAGGUGGAGAAGCUCUGCUACGACGCCUCGGGGUCAUCGAAGGUGGAGAUGGUGGUGCGGCUGUGGAAGGACGGCUUCACCGUGAACGGCCAGGAGUUUCGCAGCUACGCCGUAGCGGAGAAUCAAGACUUCCUGGACUCCAUCAAGAGGGGGGAGCUUCCCAAAGAGUGGGAGAGCAGGGCGGAGGAGGAGGAGCUGGAGGUCAGUGUGGAGGACCUGACGGAGGAAAACUACGUUCCCAGGAAGAGGGCCUUUCACCCCUUCAGCGGCCCAGGGUACCGACUUGGCAGUGUUGCUCCCAGAGUGGUGGCCAGGUCACCAUCCGUGAACGAGGAUGGAGAAUCUCCUCCCAUCCCCAUGGUAACGCUAGACCACGCCCUCCCCGUUACCUCCCUGCAGAUCUGGUUGGCCGACGGCAGGAGAUUGGUGCAGAGGUUUAACCUAUCAAACCGCGUCGCCGACGUCCAGGAUUUCGUGGCGCGCUGCCAGAGGAGCUGCCCGCCCUUCGUCCUGACCACGUCCGUCCCUUUCCGGGAGCUCGACGACAAAGAGUUGAGUCUCCAGGAGGCCGACUUGGCCAACGCCGUCAUCGUGCAGAGACCCCUGGACACGCAGGCCCCGUUCGGUCACUGCUGACGAUGAAAGGGCCUCGAUGCGACCCUCAUUGCGGUCUCAACGCCCCCUUUUAUCGAUAUAUUCAUAAUAUUGCUUUAUUCUAAAGUCUGUGCUUUAUUUGUUGUCGGUGCCUUCUUGGUCUUCUUCCUCCUGCCGACGGAUCUCCCAAAACCACCAAACUCAAGAGGCAGAUGUAUCCAUCUGUUGGUCCACCGCAUGUUACCUUCCCUCCUUCCCUCAUACACACACGGCAAAUACCUUCACCUUUACCAGCAUCACCCACCAACUCUCUCUAAAGUCUUUACCAAACUGCUAUCGCCAGUUUUUCUUCAAGUAAAAAAAAUAUAUAUAAGGGGCUGAUAUUUUUAAAUAUAUAUUUAUGUUUAUAGUUUAUAUUAAAUAAACACAUAUAUUGAUUUUUCACAUUAAUGCCAUUUUUAACAGACGUAAUAUGACGCCGUGUUACUGUAAUUUGCGUCGGCCUGACUGUUGAGUUGUAUUUAUUUAGAAUUCAUUUAGAAAUUAUUUAUAAUUUAUUAGAAUUUAUUUAGAGGUUAUUUAGAAUUUAUUUACAGUUGUUUCAGAAUUUAUUUUCAAUUUAUCUUGAAUGUAUUUAAAAGGUAUUUAGAAUUUAUUUUAAAUUUACUUAGAAUUUAUUAAGAGUUUAUUCAGAAUUUAUUCAGAAUUCAUUUAGAGUUUAUUUAGAAUUUAUUUACAAUUGUUUCAGAAUUUAUUUAGAAUUUAUCUAGAAUUUAUUCUAAAUGUACUUAGAAUUUAUUAAGAGUUUAUUCAGAAUUUAUUUAAAAUGUAUUUAGAAUUUAUUUUAAAUUGUUGCAUAUUUUGUUUUGGUCAACAUUGUCUUUUCUUUAUGAGGAGGGGGGAUAUAUGGAACGCACAAUGUAUUGUUUUAUUGUACUGCAUCCGUUCACGGCAUAUCAAGGAAUAAUCAAAGUAUUCAAACCUC
Pseudoliparis swirei is the source of this 1787-nucleotide messenger RNA. It is a transcript of the gene ubxn2a, whose product is annotated as UBX domain protein 2A. The transcript is spliced from 7 exons. Gene Ontology annotation, cellular component: cytosol; nucleus. Gene Ontology annotation, biological process: membrane fusion; nuclear membrane reassembly; autophagosome assembly. Gene Ontology annotation, molecular function: ubiquitin binding. The record is from RefSeq and is a predicted model, not a curated record. Bases 110 to 844 code for a protein of 244 amino acids. NCBI's taxonomy places the organism in Eukaryota, Metazoa, Chordata, Actinopteri, Perciformes, Liparidae.